AAUAAAUAGAGUAAUUCAAUAAAGAAACAACACUAGAGUGAACAUUCAGAAAAUGCAAAACCCUCAUUUCUUUUAAACCACUCUUUCAAUUUUAUUACAAUUCACACACAAUUUCUUCUUCUCUUCACUGAAACACUCGCUCAUUUCUAAAAUCUCAGUUUUAGGGUUCGAUCUACAAUGGCGGCUCCACCACACCGUUCAUCCAAAACCGAAUCCUACACUGACAACAAACGCAAAGAUGACGUCCGUCAAUCCAACAUCAUCGCCGCCCGUUCCGUCGCCAACGCCGUCCGCACCAGUCUCGGUCCCAAAGGUAUGGACAAAAUGAUCUCCACUUCUUCCAAUGAGGUCAUCAUCACCAACGACGGCGCCACCAUUCUCCACAAGAUGCAGGUCCUCCAACCCGCCGCUAAGAUGCUCGUUGAACUCUCCAAAUCUCAAGACUCCGCUGCUGGUGACGGUACCACCACCGUCGUCGUUAUCGCCGGCGCACUUCUGGAAAAAUGUCUUCUCCUCCUCUCUCACGGUAUCCACCCUACCGUGAUCUCCGAUUCGCUUCACAAAGCCUCCCUCAAGGCUGUUGAUAUCCUCACUGCCAUGGCUGUCCCGGUCGAACUCUCCGACCGUGAGUCUCUCGUCAAAUCGGCAAGCACUUCGCUUAACAGCAAGGUUGUUAGUCAGUACUCUUCACUCCUCGCUCCAAUCGCCGUCGAUUCGGUUCUCUCCGUUGUGGAUUCCGACAAACCUAACAUGGUUGAUCUCCGUGAUGUUAAGAUCGUGAAGAAGCUUGGUGGGACUGUUGAUGAUACUGAGCUUGUGAAGGGUUUGGUGUUUGAUAAGAAAGUUAGCCAUGCUGCUGGUGGACCUACGCGAAUGGAGAAUGCGAAGAUUGCCGUGAUUCAGUUUCAGAUUUCGCCUCCCAAGACUGAUAUUGAACAGAGUAUUGUGGUGAGUGAUUAUUCUCAGAUGGAUAGAAUUUUGAAGGAAGAGAGGAGUUAUAUUUUGGGAAUGAUUAAGAAGAUUAAAGCGACGGGUUGUAAUGUGUUGUUGAUUCAGAAGAGUAUUUUGAGAGAUGCUGUUACUGAUUUGUCUCUGCAUUACCUUGCUAAAGCUAAGAUUUUGGUGAUUAAGGACGUUGAGCGUGACGAGAUUGAGUUCAUUACCAAGACUCUUAAUUGUUUGCCUAUUGCUAAUAUUGAGCAUUUUCGUGUUGAGAAGUUGGGUUAUGCUGAUCUUGUGGAGGAGCUUUCUCUUGGUGAUGGGAAGAUUGUGAAGAUUUCGGGGAUUAAGGAUAUGGGAAAGACCACGACCGUGCUUGUUCGUGGAUCCAAUGCGCUUGUGCUGGAUGAGGCUGACAGGAGUCUGCAUGAUGCUCUGUGUGUUGUUAGAUGUUUGGUUGCGAAGAGGUUUUUGAUAGCUGGUGGUGGUGCGCCGGAGAUAGAGUUGUCUAGGCAAUUGGGUGCUUGGGCGAAGGUGUUGCAUGGAAUGGAGGGUUACUGCAUUCGAGCGUUUGCUGAGGCGCUUGAAGUCAUUCCUUAUACUUUGGCUGAGAAUGCUGGUUUGAAUCCGAUUGCGAUUGUUACUGAGCUGAGGAAUCGUCAUGCGCAGGGUGAGAUAAACGCUGGAAUCAAUGUGAGGAAAGGUCAAAUUACAAACAUCCUGGAAGAGAAUGUGGUGCAGCCUCUGCUUGUAAGCACAAGCGCUAUAACCUUGGCAACAGAGUGUGUGCGGAUGAUUUUGAAGAUUGAUGAUAUUGUCACUGUGAGGUAGAGUUUAAUGGAAAGUGGCAUGGAUUUGGAGAAAAGCUGAAUCGUCAUCUUAUGUCUUUCAUACGGUAAUUUUUAGUUGUUAGUUUAUGUUCUUUGUAGUGAAUUUGGUUAAUCGAUUUUGACUCUGGCUGCCGUGUUUAUUUCUAAAUUUGUAUGCUCUUGUGGAUUGUGAUACUGACUGCAGUCAUCAGAAGCACUUCUUUAUGUGUAUUGUGAGCUUAUCACUAGUUGAUUAUUUGAUUUUGUUUAUGUAUUAACCUUGUAUUCUGGGGUUGAA
This is a messenger RNA of Vicia villosa (hairy vetch), 2046 nucleotides long. RefSeq names its product T-complex protein 1 subunit delta-like. Gene Ontology annotation, cellular component: chaperonin-containing T-complex. Gene Ontology annotation, molecular function: ATP hydrolysis activity; ATP binding; ATP-dependent protein folding chaperone. Gene Ontology annotation, biological process: protein folding. The transcript has a single exon. The record is from RefSeq and is a predicted model, not a curated record. Bases 178 to 1770 code for a protein of 530 amino acids. Lineage: Eukaryota; Viridiplantae; Streptophyta; Magnoliopsida; Fabales; Fabaceae.